AUGAGGAUUGUUGUAGCUCUUGGUGGCAACGCUCUUCUUCAGCGUGGUAUGAAGGGAACAUUCCAAGAUCAGCAGGCUGCCUGCCGUCUUGCUAUGUCCCAGAUCGUUAAGAUCGUCAAGGAUGGCAACGAACUUGUCAUGACUCACGGCAAUGGCCCACAGUGUGGCGCUAUCUUCCUCCAGAACGUUGCUGGUGAAAAGGAGAAAGUUCCAGCUAUGCCACUCCACGUUUGCGGUGCUGAAACACAAGGCUUCCUCGGCAAGCUUCUUCAGCAGGAACUCGAUGGUGCUCUUCGUGCCGAAGGUAUCGACAAGAAGGUUGUUUCCAUUGUUACACAGUCCUUUGUUGAUCCAAAGUAG
Molecule: messenger RNA, 360 nt
Organism: Trichomonas vaginalis G3
Lineage: Eukaryota; Parabasalia; Trichomonadida; Trichomonadidae
Product: carbamoyl phosphate catabolic process
Exons: 1
Coding region: 1-360 (119 amino acids)
Cellular component (GO): cytosol
Molecular function (GO): carbamate kinase activity
Source: RefSeq, a predicted model, not a curated record